Drosophila elegans is the source of this 1780-nucleotide messenger RNA. RefSeq names its product probable pyruvate dehydrogenase E1 component subunit alpha, mitochondrial. Gene Ontology annotation, biological process: pyruvate decarboxylation to acetyl-CoA. The record is from RefSeq and is a predicted model, not a curated record. The transcript has 2 exons. NCBI's taxonomy places the organism in Eukaryota, Metazoa, Arthropoda, Insecta, Diptera, Drosophilidae. The coding region runs from base 128 to 1630 and encodes 500 amino acids. Gene Ontology annotation, molecular function: pyruvate dehydrogenase (acetyl-transferring) activity. Gene Ontology annotation, cellular component: intracellular membrane-bounded organelle.
CGUUUGCUUUUAAUGUCGUUUACUUAUUUUGUUUAUUAGCAUUACUAAGUGACCGUAAAAAGCCUCACAUUUUUACGGAAAAUUUCAAAAUUCUAGUACGCGGCAGCUCGACUCAUUCAGGUGUUCAAUGAUGAGGUCCAGUCCACUCCGUUCGCUGACGAGGUGGUGCGGUGUCCGCUACUCUUUGUCUACCAAUAUCCAGUCCAGGAUCUUCAGGCGCCAAAAAUGUAGCUGCCUGACCCUUGAGAAUACGUUCAAGUGCUACGAUCUGGAGACGGGACCCACGGUGGACGUGGAGCUGUCGAGGGACGACGCUCUGGCGAUGUACAUCAAGAUGAUAGAGUGUCGGCGCCUCGAGACGGUGUCUGGGAACAGCUAUAAGCAGCGCCAGAUCCGCGGAUUCUGUCACUUGUACACGGGUCAGGAGGCGGUGGCCGUCGGGAUGAAGCAGUGCCUGCGACAGUGCGAUUCGGUGAUAACCGCCUACCGAUGCCACGCCUGGACCUAUUUAAUGGGCGUGUCCCUGUACGAGAUAAUGGCCGAGUUGCUGGGCGUGCGGACGGGCUGCAGCCGGGGAAAAGGUGGCUCCAUGCACAUGUACGGCGAGAACUUCUAUGGCGGCAAUGGCAUAGUGGGUGCCCAGGUUCCGGUGGGCACGGGCGUGGCCCUGGCCCACAAAUACCGCAACGACAAUGGGGUGUGCGUGGUGCUCUAUGGCGAUGGUGCGGCCAAUCAGGGCCAAGUCUUCGAGUCCUUCAACAUGGCCAAGUUGUGGUGCCUGCCCUGCGUCUUCGUCUGCGAGAACAAUCACUAUGGCAUGGGCACGCACGAGAAGAGGGCCGCGGCCAUGACGGACUUCUACAUGAGGGGUCACUAUAUCCCGGGUCUUUGGGUCGAUGGCAAUCAGGUGCUGGCCGUGCGCAGUGCCACCAAGUUUGCCGUGGACUAUGCCCUCAGGGAGGGUCCAAUUGUCCUGGAGAUGAGCACAUACCGGUAUGUUGGCCACUCCAUGUCCGAUCCGGGCACCUCGUAUCGCUCGAGGGAGGAGGUCCAGGCGGUGAGGGACAAUCGCGAUCCGAUCACCAGUUUUCGCAGCCAAAUAAUCGAACUAUGCCUCGCCGAUGAGGAGGAGUUGAAGAUUCUGGAGGACAAGACCAAGAAGCAUGUCGACAAUGAGUGCAAAAGGGCUGCCGCCGACAAGGAGGUGGAUCUACACGAGCUCCACACCGAUAUAUAUGCCAAGAAUGUUGAUGCUAAGAUACGUGGCGUAUCCGGAUAUCAUCUGGAGCACAUCAGACUGUCGGAGGUUUGUUUUGGCAAGCCCAGAAAGACGCCGGCCAGCGAGAUUACAGAGGAGCCGGUUGUCGAAAAAGAAGCUAAGGAGGUCAAGGAAGGUGAACCUAAGAAGGAUAAUAAGGCUUCGGCCAAGGCUGCUAAAGAUCCCCAAGGAUCCGCCAAAGAUGCCAAGGCCCCCCAGGAUGGCAAAGCUCCCAAGGAAAUUGGCAAUAAAAAGGACAAACCAUCAGUUUCCGAGGCCGCUAAGUCACCGAAUUCCGCUCCUGCUGCUGCUGCACCACCCGCCCAAAAACCACCCACCAAAACACCAGCACCACCUGCACCCAAAAAGUAAUGUUCACAUCGCAGUUCACAACCAAGUUGAAAGUUUGCCCAAGAGCUUUAGUUGAUUUUUAAACCAAAAUGUGUUUAAAUUACAGUACAAAUUACUUAAUGUGUUCAAAAAUCGUUUAAACAAAUAAACUAAUUUCCGUUUUCAAAGGAA